Messenger RNA from Fopius arisanus, 2275 nucleotides. Its product is annotated as scavenger receptor class B member 1-like. Gene Ontology annotation, cellular component: cytoplasm; membrane. Lineage: Eukaryota; Metazoa; Arthropoda; Insecta; Hymenoptera; Braconidae. The transcript is spliced from 4 exons. The record is from RefSeq and is a predicted model, not a curated record. Gene Ontology annotation, molecular function: scavenger receptor activity. The coding region runs from base 328 to 1863 and encodes 511 amino acids.
CCAAGUGAAGACGAGGAUUUUUGUACGACUGAUGCUCAAUCUUUAUGUCAGUCAGAGCAUCGACAUUCAUCGAAUCACUUGCUCUAGAAUUAAUUACUCAUUUCCUCGCUAAUUCAAACGUGACAUUGAAUGAGUGAAUCAAUAAAAUCCUCCGAUUAUCCCAGUGAAUGAAUUACCUCAACGAUGAACGAUCCAAAAAUCUCCGGUAAUUCUCUCUAACAACGUCUGUUCCCUAAAAUCGAUCUUCAACCUGACUUGAAUUAUUAAAAAAAGAAAAGAGAUUUUCAAAUCAAUUUGUGUGAUCAAUCGUGAAUUAAGUGCAUAAAAAUGACGCAAAUCUGCAGAGAUUCGGACAGAUGCUCAUCAUAUCGCAGUCAAAAGUGUCUAACGGCUUCAUUGAUGACCAUGACGAUCUCCAGCAUCAUCGUCUUCGUCAUCUUCUGGUGCACCGAUUUUUUCUCCAACUUGAUAAUAUCGAACCUAGUGGUAACGCGAAAUUCCCCGAUGCUGGACUGGUGGGUUCGCCCUCCAAUUCGCGCAGCCUACAAGAUCCGAAUCUUCAAUUACACGAAUAUUGAGGACUUCACGAAGGGAAGGAGUGCGAAAUUGAGGGUCCAGGAAGUUGGUCCGUACAUCUACAGGGAGACCCUCACGAGGGUCAAUACAAUUUUUUAUCCGAAUGGGACACUGUCCUUCCAGGAGAAACGUUCGUUCCAGUGGGAAGGGGGCAGUCCUGAUGAUGAUGUCGUUGUUGUACCCAAUAUUCCUCUGCUGACGACAAUGGCUUUUGCCAGGGACAUGAACAUGUUCACACAGUUGGGGCUGACUUUUGCCAUCAGUACCUUCGUACCUCAGACCUUCGUGUCACUUCCUGUUGGAGGAUUUCUAUGGGGAUAUGAUGAUAAAAUUUUUGAUGCUGCUCAGCCUCUGCUCAGUCUUCUCGGGGACAUACCCAUGGAUAAAUUUGGAGUGCUUGCUAUGAAAAAGGGAGUCUCGAAAGACGUAAUCACGAUGCACACGGGGGAGGGCGAUCUCUCGAAAAUGGGAAUGGUCGAACGUGUCAAUGGUAGAGAGUAUCGAAAUACCUGGGGGGAUGACAGCUGUGAUAAAAUUUAUGGAUCUGCUGGUUUUCUCUAUCCACCGGAGAUGUACAGAGAUCCUAAAAAAUCAUUGGAUAUUUAUGCUGUUGACAUGUGUCGUGGGUUCAAGCUUGAAAGAGCGGGGGAAGGCUCUUCAUAUGGAAUUCCCACGAUGAGUUUCAAACCACCAGCCGACGAUUUCAAUUUCUCUCCCGAGAAAGAUCACUGCUACUGCCCGAGAAAAUCAAAAUUCAAUCAUAAUCCGUGGGACCGUACGUGUCCUCCGAAGGGAAUCUUUAAUGUUUCUGCAUGUGCUUUUGACACUCCGAUGCUGGCAUCAUUCCCUCAUUUUUUCGGAGGAGAGGAGAGUCUGUUUUCCAAUAUCGAAGGCUUGAAUCCAAAAGCUGAACUCCAUCAGUCCCACCUGGAGGUGCAUCCGAGACUGGGAUUAUUGAUUGGUGGACAUUCGAGAAUUCAAAUCAAUGUGGAAGCCAGGAAAGCAACGGGUGUUCCAUUUCUGGAGAACGUGAAAGACGGUCAGAUCCUCCCGAUCGUGUGGAUCGAAAUGGGAAUCGAUUCGAUGCCAGAGAACAUCCUGAAUCUUCUGAAUCACGCGUACUUCUCAGUGGCCAUUGCCGAGGCUUUUUUCCAAUGGGGCAGUAUUGUCGGGAUGAUAUUCUCCACGUCAGCUUUACUCUUCCUCCUUCGAAGAAACCGGAAACAGCAUGCCGUCCUCAAGAGGAACACGUCGGGUCAGGAUAAACUGCUUCAAGAAAGCGGUUGAAAAAGAAAAAAAAUUCAAUAGAUCAAUUGUCAGAACAAUUUUCUCACUUCAGAUUUGAGAAAUUUGCAGAUGGAAUACCCGAGGAAAAUGGAAAUAUUUCCUAUUUGUUACCGUUUAAUUCCCAUGCGCCUGCGUGAGGGACUUGUCAUAAGACUGUUACAUUAAGAAUAUUGUUAAUAAUAAUCCCUCAACGGUUUAAUUUAUACAAGGAAAAUGCUGUUUUCAAUAGUGAAGCGGUACUGAAAUAAUUCGACAGGAGAUCCACUAAUUCUCUCAAUUUUUAAUAAUAAAAUUAAUAGAACUCUUUUAAUAAAAAAAAGAUGAAUUUAUUAAUAUUAAAGACUUUUUUUUUAAUUGAGAGAAUUUUACAUGAGAUCAAUUAGAUUUUCUGAUUUGAAGUGAAAUGAAAAAU